This is a messenger RNA of Labeo rohita (rohu), 2095 nucleotides long. RefSeq names its product retinoblastoma binding protein 5 (gene rbbp5). Gene Ontology annotation, cellular component: Set1C/COMPASS complex. The transcript is spliced from 14 exons. The coding region runs from base 157 to 1770 and encodes 537 amino acids. Lineage: Eukaryota; Metazoa; Chordata; Actinopteri; Cypriniformes; Cyprinidae. Gene Ontology annotation, molecular function: protein binding. The record is from RefSeq and is a predicted model, not a curated record.
GCUUUGUUUUGGGGUCCUUCCUUGCAGCUCCGCGCCAGUCGCGCUGCAGUCGCUCAUCAGAAGCUUUUUGAUGUUUCCAGUUUUUGCUGUUUUUCCCUUCAUAUUUUAAUUUCGCUGCUAAUUAAUCAUCGGAUUUGUGUUUGUACAGCAGCAAAGAUGAAUCUGGAGCUGCUCGAAUCGUUCGGGCAGAAUUACCCAGAGGAGGCUGAUGGCACUCUGGACUGCAUCAGUAUGGCUCUGACCUGCACGUUUAACCGUUGGGGGACGCUGCUUGCAGUCGGCUGUAACGACGGACGCAUCGUCAUCUGGGACUUCCUGACACGAGGAAUCGCCAAAAUCAUCAGCGCACACAUACACCCCGUCUGCUCGCUCAGUUGGAGCAGAGACGGACACAAGCUAGUCAGCGCCUCCACGGACAACAUCGUGUCUCAGUGGGACGUCCUGACGGGAGACUGCGACCAGCGCUUCCGCUUCCCCUCGCCCAUCCUCAAGCUGCAGUACCACCCCAGAGACAUGGACAAGGUGCUGGUGUGUCCCAUGAAGUCCGCGCCCGUCCUGCUCACGCUGUCCGACUCCAAACACGUUGUGCUGCCGGUGGACGACGACUCGGAUCUGAACGUGGUGGCAGCGUUCGACCGGCGCGGGGAGUACAUUUACACCGGCAACGCCAAGGGAAAGAUUCUGGUGCUGAACACAAACACACAGGACCUUGUGGCGUCAUUCAGAGUGACGACAGGAACCAGCAACACCACCGCCAUCAAAUCCAUCGAGUUCGCACGCAAGGGCAGCUGUUUCCUCAUUAACACGGCAGACCGCAUCAUCCGAGUGUACGACGGCCGAGAGAUCCUGACGUGCGGCAGAGACGGAGAACCUGAACCCAUGCAGAAACUACAGGACCUGGUCAACAGGACGCCGUGGAAGCGCUGCUGUUUUUCGGGUGACGGCGAGUACAUCGUGGCGGGUUCGGCGCGGCAGCACGCACUCUACAUCUGGGAGAAGAGCAUCGGGAACCUGGUGAAGAUCCUCCACGGGACACGAGGAGAGCUACUGCUGGACGUCGCCUGGCAUCCGGUGCGGCCGAUCAUCGCGUCCAUCUCCAGCGGUGUGGUGUCCAUUUGGGCCCAGAACCAAGUGGAAAACUGGAGCGCGUUUGCGCCGGACUUUAAAGAGCUGGAUGAGAAUGUGGAGUACGAGGAGAGAGAAUCAGAGUUUGACAUCGAGGACGAGGACAAGAGCGAACCAGAGCAGACCGGUGCGGACGCUGCGGAGGACGAGGAGGUGGACGUCACAUCAGUCGAUCCAAUCCCAGCAUUCUGCAGCAGUGACGAGGAGCUGGAGGACUAUAAAGCGCUGCUGUAUCUGCCCAUCGCUCCAGAGGUGGAGGACCCUGAGGAGAACCCGUUCGGUCCUCCGCCUGACGCUGCGGGUCAGAAUGCCACACCCGAUGAUGGCUCCGCCCACAGCGGCCCCGGCGACAAAAAACAGCGACAGCCCUCGUCUGAUGGAGGGCCGCCCAAGAAGAAGAUCCGCACCACAACCAUCGAGCUGCAGGGCGUCCCGAACGACGAGGUCCAUCCGCUGCUGGGUGUGAAGGGUGACAGUAAGUCCAAGAAGAAGGCGGCGGGGCGGCCCAAGGGAUCUAAAGGUAAAGACAAAGACUCUCCGUUCAGACCCAAAGUCUGCCGGGACAGAGCAGAGGGGCUGGUGGGGACGCCAGGAAGUCUGGUCGCGGCGGCGUACAAGCAGCAUGAGGUUCAGGGUUUGGACUGAAGCUGAGGGCCUCCAGCGCCCCCUGUCUGUGUGGAUGAAUGAGGUCGCUCUUUUUAUGGACUCUAUGGACUGGAUUUGUGUUGUAUUUUUACAGAAGGACGUUACGGCUCGACGCCACCGCAGUUUGAAGCCCGUCUGAUCAGUUUCCUCGGAUAGAGAGAGUGAUAGGAAGAGGGGAUCAUUUAUUUUUUUUUAUUUAGAGUAGAUGGAUCUGUCUCUGUGUUUAAGCACUAGUUGGGUCACAUGUCUUAUAUUUGUUUUGUGUUUUGCUUUUUCUGAGACUGGUCGUGUUUUUUAUACAUAUUAAACCAGUUUUGUUUUUUGA